Messenger RNA from Thamnophis elegans (Western terrestrial garter snake), 3075 nucleotides. RefSeq names its product TUB bipartite transcription factor (gene TUB). The coding region runs from base 527 to 2026 and encodes 499 amino acids. Gene Ontology annotation, biological process: protein localization to cilium. The transcript has 12 exons. Gene Ontology annotation, cellular component: cilium. The record is from RefSeq and is a predicted model, not a curated record. Lineage: Eukaryota; Metazoa; Chordata; Lepidosauria; Squamata; Natricidae.
GCUACUGGGGCAACGGCGUCUCUUCGGCCCCCGGGAGGACGCGCGGGCUCGGAUAGGCGGAGGCUCGGCUAAAGAAAGGGAACCAGAGCAAAGAAGCGGGCUGAGGAGUAGCCGCCGCCGCCACCGUGUCUCUCUUCUCUCUCUCUCUCCCCGCUUCUCCUUGUCCUCCUUUCUCCUCCUUUUUGCUUCCCCACCGCUCCCUCUUUCCGAGCAAGUUGUCUCCCGGCCCCGUUGCAGCUCGAAGGGACAGCGGCCGGGAGGUCCCUGCUCCCUCCCUGCCUCUGCCUAACCUUCCCCGAGAAGAUGCCGCCGCUGCCGCCGCCGCGGCUGCUGCUGUAGUGUGGCUUGGCUAACUCCUCCCCAUGUUCUUGCCGCCGGCUUCGGUGGCUCUGCUUCGCAGGCCGGGUAGAGGAUGCUGCCCUGCUCGGUGCGGGGCCGCGACCAGGGCAUCGCCGGCCGUUUCCUUUCCUGCCAUUCCGGCCCCCGGGGUUCUCCGUGCCGCAGUUGUUAGCUCCUUCGCCGAGCGAUGACUUCAAAGCAUCAGGCGGACUGGAUCCCUUACAGUGUUUUAGAUGACGAGAGCAGCAACCUGCGACAACAAAAGCUUGACAGACAGAGAGCAUUGCUAGAACAGAAGCAGAAGAAGAAGCGUCAAGAACCAAUGAUGGUUCAGUCCAAUGUAGAUAGUCGCACAAGGACCCGUAGAAUGAAACAAUCUGAAGAACAAGCACCACUAGUUGAGUCUUACCUCAAUAGCAACAGCAGCGCUAUCUAUCAUGCAGUACAAGAGACUGAGCAAGAAGAUGUUAAGGUGGCAGCAGAUCCACAGGCUCCGAAGUCAACUAAAAAACCCAAAGCAGCCACAGGAGGCUGUCAAACAAGCAGCACCAGGAAAGAGAAGAAAGGAAAACAAAAGGGCAUUGAUGGUCCAGCUGCUUUUCAAGAUGAAGUACAGAUAGCAAGGAGCCAAGUUCAAAUUCUUACUGUUGGGGAAUCUUGCCAUGAUGAGGAUGAUGGAGAGGUGUUAGCUACUAGCCAACAAGGCAAACAAGACCUUAGAGUAACAAUGCAGAAAAAAGGCAUUUCAAGUAGCAUGAAUUUUGAUGAAGAGGAGGAUGAGGAGGAUGAAGAUAGCUCAAGUUCCUCACAGUUAAAUAGUAAUACCCGACCAGGUUCUGCAACAAGCAAGAAAUCAAAUAAGGAAACAGCAUCAGGGCCCAGCCCUUCAACCAAUAACCCUGUAAUAAAUGUGGAUGAUUUGGAGGAGUUUGCUGUGAGACCUGCUCCUCAGGGAGUUACUGUCAAAUGCCGAAUCACAAGAGACAAGAAGGGAAUGGACCGUGGAAUGUACCCUACCUAUUACCUCCACCUAGAAAGGGAGGAUGGUAAAAAGGUAUUUUUAUUAGCUGGAAGGAAACGGAAAAAGAGCAAAACCUCAAAUUACCUCAUCUCCAUUGACCCAACAGACCUGUCACGAGGAGGAGAGAGUUUCAUUGGAAAAUUAAGGUCAAAUCUCAUGGGGACUAAAUUUACAGUUUACGAUAAUGGAGUUAACCCAGUGAAAACAACAUCGAGUUUGGAGGCAAGUAAUCUACGCCAGGAGUUAGCUGCUAUUUGCUAUGAAACAAACGUUUUGGGAUUUAAGGGGCCUCGUAAAAUGAGUGUCAUCAUACCUGGAAUGAAUAUGGAUCAUGAGAGAGUUUCCAUCAGACCACGGAAUGAACAUGAAACACUCCUCUCAAGAUGGCAAAACAAAAACACGGAGAGUGUCAUUGAGCUGCACAACAAAACUCCAGUCUGGAAUGAUGAUACUCAGUCUUAUGUUUUAAAUUUCCAUGGUCGUGUAACACAGGCCUCAGUGAAAAACUUUCAAAUUAUUCACGACAAUGAUCCUGACUACAUAGUAAUGCAGUUUGGCCGUGUGGCAGAAGAUAUUUUUACAAUGGAUUAUAAUUAUCCUAUGUGUGCAGUACAAGCCUUUGCUAUUGCCCUGUCCAGUUUUGACAGCAAGCUAGCUUGUGAGUGAACAUGUUAUGCCUAAACUUCACUGCAGCCAAAACCAUGUGCCACUGGAAGAAGAAAACAUACAUUCCACUUUUUCUCUGGUGUCAUCAGUGGUCACAUAUCCUUAUGAGGCAGGUAAAAUUUGUUUUCUGAAGGACCAACCUUUUUUGAUGAAGAGAAAAUAUUUUGAAAAUUCAAGACUUUCAGGAAUGUUUUCCCCGCUUAUUCUCUAUUUUUCUGGAAGUGGCAUCAGAGCUCUAUAAAUAGAAGACUUAUCUUAAUGUCCUCAGUUCUGUUAUAAAGAUGCACAUAAUUGUGGCUUAAGUGAAAACACCAUUGGGAUCAAUGAUGUCUUUUUUAAAAACCCAUAAAAGCUAUCACGGCACAGAUCUAGUUUUGGAUUUAAGACAUAUUGGGAGGCUAUCAGCAUACCUCAAGAUUUCAUUCACACUUUUAAGGAUUUUGUGUCACCCAUCUCAAACAUAAGACCGUGAGAAAAGUGCAAACUUUUUUCAAGAAAGAAACAAGGUAGCAUUUACUCUCAAAGCCAAGACUGAAAUUGAUUUGUGAUAGUGUUUUAUGUGGGAAGGAAUCUGACAAAUUUUUAAUCCUGAUGGGGAAUGGAAUGGGGUGGGGGGGAAUCGGAAGCACAAAUUAAUAUUGCACAACUCACUUGUACUCCAAGGUGUUAUUUUAUAGAUUGUGUUUUAAGUCUCCCUUUCUGAUGUCAGAUGUCACUCUUGUUUUUAAGAAGAGAAGUUUGAUUAUGUGAAGUCAUCAGAUGGAUGGGAGAAAUAAUGCUGAAUCAUUAUACCAACUAAAAAUUGGGAAUAUUCUAAAAGAAAGGAAUAAUGUGCUUCAACAUGUAUGAUGUCUCAGGUCCCAUAUGUGGCAUGUUCUGUCCAAGAAAGUUUUCUGUCUUUUACCCUGGAGAACUGCUGCCCUUUGGAUAGACAUGAUUGAACUAAAAGUUGAGGGGCUGACACUGAACAAAGGGUGUACGUAUGCUGUAAAUUAAUUGAAUGACAUCUAAUUCUUUGAAUAAAUCUGUCUUGAUAGAGCUGCCUCUUU